UAGGUUUUAGUUGAAAAAUAGGGCUCUUCUAUUUUUGUUGGAGGGUUAGAUUACUAACUUCUGUUUUCUUGUUAUGCUGGAGUCAAAAAUUUUGUGGAACUGUUCCCAAGUUGUUUUGAUUUGUCAUCCAUCCUAUUAGAAUAUUUUUAUAACAACAUUAUCUCACUAAUGAAACUCUUUUGUAUGGUCUGCUUGAUUUUGUUCACAUUCAUGAUCGUAAUUCCAUCCUAUUAGACUAUUUCUUUAGGUUGCACUUUCCAGUUGAUGCAUUUUGGUCAUUCCCCUAUUGCCUUCCCCCUUUGCCUUCCUCAUAACAGUGAAUUAGCCAAUGCCCUUUUCUGCAGUGUUGAACUUGAAUGUCAUGAUGAUAUCUUCAUGUGUAAUUUGCUUUUCUGUUGCAUAAUUACUAUAUGUUUAUCAUGUUAGUCAUAAAUAUAAAUUUUUAAACAAUUGCUGUUCUGUUACACAAUUAUAAUAUGUUUAUCACAUCUGUCAUGCAUACAUGUUUUUAAAAUGAUUAUAUGACCAUAACCAUAGUUUUACAGGUGCCAUUUUCAUCUUCAUUUGUCUUGAUUUCUUCAAUUUCCAUAUUGGUGAGAGAAUGUAGAUAAUGACAUUAGCUAAAUGCUUCUUUGUAGAGAUGGCCUUAUAAUUUUUUUUUCCUCCUUUUGGGGAUACACUUCUUUAACUGGAAUAUAAGUUGUUAACAGUUUCUAAACUAUUGCUAGUAGGUACUUUGGUAUUGCCAUCGAUACGAUUUGAUGAUGCUGUUUCCAUUUAAGAUUAUUUUAUAUAUAAGGACUGUGUUGCAAGGGUUCGGCGUCUUUACUCAUAAUCAAGAAAAUUUGAUGCCAUUUUGGGAUUGUUCUUUUAUUCCUUUAAUUUAUUAUGAACAUAUUAUUUUUUAGAAAAGAAAACAAAAGAAAAAGAAAGUUAUUCUUUCUUUUGAAGAGGGAAAAUUUUCUUUAUGCUAUUAUUUGCUUUAUGAAUGCCCUGGAUCCUGCCUUGUUUCUCUGCUGAAACUUUGGUCAGACAGUUAUGAUGAAGAUUUUCAUUUCAUUGUCUUCCAGGAGAAGUAAGGAAAAAAGGGAAGAAGCUGCAGAGCCAGAAGCUGAUCCUGAACGUGAUCAGAGAACAGUAUUCGCCUAUCAGAUAUGUUUGAAGGCAGAUGAGAGAGACGUCUAUGAAUUUUUCUCAAGGGCUGGCAAGGUGCGAGAUGUUCGUCUCAUAAUGGAUCGCAAUUCAAGGCGUUCAAAGGGAGUUGGGUAUAUUGAGUUCUAUGAUGCAAUGUCAGUCCCAAUGGCCAUAGCACUCUCUGGGCAGCCUCUUCUUGGUCAGCCAGUAAUGGUGAAACCUUCAGAAGCUGAAAAAAAUCUUGUUCAGUCAACUACAACUGUGAAUGCAGGAUCUGGUCCAUACUCUGGAGGGGCUAGAAGGUUGUAUGUUGGGAAUCUGCACUUUAACAUAACAGAAGAUCAGCUUCGUCAGGUUUUUGAGCCAUUUGGUGCUGUGGAGUUGGUUCAAUUGCCUCUUGAUGAAACUGGACACUGCAAAGGCUUCGGGUUUGUUCAGUUUGCCCGUCUUGAAGAUGCUAGGAAUGCCUUGAAUUUGAAUGGACAAGUAGAGAUUGCUGGUCGGCCAAUCAAGGUGUCGACUGUUACUGAUCAAACAGGAAUGCAAGAUGGUGGAACAAAUGCUGGUGAUUUUGAUGAUGAUGAAGGUGGUGGCUUGGCAUUAAAUGCUCGUUCUCGAGCUCUUCUGAUGCAGAAGUUGGAUCGUAGUGGCACUGCCUCAAGCAUUGCUGGUUCACUGGGAACCCCUGUUGCCACUACUGGCCUUACUGUACCAGCGGCACCAAUCCUUGGUGCUGCACCUUUGGUAUCUCCUGUUGUUGCUCCUCUUAUGUCAGGUUCUGUUCCUGGUCUACCUGGACUCGCAGGUGCAGGUGUUCAACUUCCGGCUACUGCAAUUCCUACUGUGGAUACAAUUGGCAUCCCAAGUGAAUGUUUAUUGUUGAAGAAUAUGUUUGAUCCAAAUGUAGAGACGGAACCAGACUUUGAUUUGGAUAUUAAAGAAGAUGUUCAAGAUGAGUGCUCUAAAUUUGGAAAUUUGAAGCAUAUCUACGUGGACAAAAAUAGCUCAGGGUUUGUGUAUUUGCGAUUUGAGAUUACACAAUCUGCUAUAAAUGCACAACGUGCACUUCACGGAAGAUGGUUUGCAGGCAAGAUGAUCACUGCAACAUUCAUGGUGCCCCAGACGUACGAGGCUAAAUUCCCGGAUAGCAGAUAGGGGUAAGACUUUGCAUGUCCAAAAAAUCUUGUCUAUGUUAAUUCUGGCAUCAUUGUAUUGCAAGGAUGUGAUGUUUACAUUGGAUGAAGUAGGAUUGCCAUUUUGAUACAAAGUAGAAGUAGUCAGCUUAUGUUGUGUUCUCAUUUGUAAUUUUGUUUACUGAAGUGGGAUGUGUCGGAACAUAAAUUGUGAAAUUGUGAUCGACUUUUCAUGUGGAUUAUUUAGGAGCUA
Molecule: messenger RNA, 2520 nt
Organism: Hevea brasiliensis (rubber tree)
Lineage: Eukaryota; Viridiplantae; Streptophyta; Magnoliopsida; Malpighiales; Euphorbiaceae
Exons: 13
Coding region: 1039-2289 (416 amino acids)
Biological process (GO): mRNA processing
Cellular component (GO): nucleus
Molecular function (GO): RNA binding
Source: RefSeq, a predicted model, not a curated record